AAAAAAAAUCUAAGGAAAGUCUUUAUUUUUUUAUUAUAUUGUAGUGAGUAAAAUGUCAAAGAAUAAAUUUCACGAGUCUUCCUUUGCGGAUGCAAAAAUAAUAGAAGUGAAAUCAAAGUUUGAUGCUGAGUUUAGACGAUUCGGUCUCAGGCGUCAUGAAGAGCCGCCAAAAUUUGAUAAAUUUUAUACGCUUAUUAAGGAAUUGCAUGGAUUAAAUAAUAUACGCUUUGUAAUCCGUUAUAUUGAUCCACGGGAUCAAGAAUUACUGCCUAUAAACAAUGAUGAUAAUUAUGGACGUGCCCUCAAAACGGCGCAACCCAUCUUACGUGUAAUAGUUCAACGUGAAGAGGAUUUAGAGUAUGGGUGUCCGAAGCCGCGCGGUAAUCAUUUUAAUAUAAUCAGUAUGCUAGGGCAAACUCCUGGCAAGCAAAAAGCCCCUCCAAUUUCAAUGCCGCAUGAUUUUCGUCAAGUAUCAGCAAUUAUUGACGUUGAUAUUAUACCAGAGACACAGCGACGCGUUCGUUUGCUAAAGCAUGGCAGCGACAAGCCUUUGGGAUUUUAUAUAAGGGACGGAACCUCGGUACGCGUAACACCGAAUGGUUUGGAAAAACAACCUGGUAUAUUCAUAUCCCGACUAGUACCAGGGGGUUUGGCUGAAAGCACAGGUUUAUUGGCCGUCAAUGACGAGGUCAUCGAAGUAAACGGCAUCGAAGUAGCUGGAAAAACAUUGGACCAAGUUACUGAUAUGAUGGUAGCCAACAGUUCAAAUUUGAUUAUAACCUUUAAGCCGGCCAAUCAACGCACAUUAACUUCCCCGCGACGUGGUUCUUUUUCGCGUACUAGUCAACUGUCGAGUGGUUCGCAUCAAACCAAUCAUACAAACACAUCCGAUGAACUCGAACAGGAUGAGCAAGACGAAAUCCUAGACUUAACUGGCGUCACUUUGGAUGAUAAUGCCGGCGGAAUGUCAUUAACUCAAACACAACAUCAGCACAAGCAAAGUGUAACUGGUCCAGGCGUGGUUGAAUCACGCGAUGGCGUUCUACACCUUUAAGAAUAAAACUCCGCACACGUAGUGCUACUCUUAUUAUAUAUAUAUUCUAAAACAGAUAGACUUCAAACUGUAUACAAACGAAGUGCCUUACAGACAACCAAUUAACCAACCAAUCAACCAACCAACCAACCAAUGUGAUUAUUGAUAAUUAUUGCAUAACUUAAAAAAAGGUAUCAGUCCUCUUACUGUUACUUAAUUUAAAACUUCUG
Molecule: messenger RNA, 1263 nt
Organism: Glossina fuscipes
Lineage: Eukaryota; Metazoa; Arthropoda; Insecta; Diptera; Glossinidae
Gene: par-6
Product: partitioning defective 6 homolog gamma
Exons: 4
Coding region: 53-1054 (333 amino acids)
Biological process (GO): centrosome cycle
Molecular function (GO): protein binding
Source: RefSeq, a predicted model, not a curated record